Molecule: messenger RNA, 5770 nt
Organism: Drosophila rhopaloa
Lineage: Eukaryota; Metazoa; Arthropoda; Insecta; Diptera; Drosophilidae
Gene: LanB2
Product: laminin subunit gamma-1
Exons: 10
Coding region: 273-5192 (1639 amino acids)
Source: RefSeq, a predicted model, not a curated record
ACGAGCGAUCGGAUGGAUCGGCUGGUUCGCAUUCCUCGAGAGUCAGUUGAGCAUUGGACGUCCUCGUUAGCGGUUGUCUUCUGAGCGGCGAACAUCUGAAGUCGCUCAGGCACCACCAAUAGGAAAGAUUUCGUAAUGAAUUGCAGAGAGCGACAGUAGACGAAGGAAUCUUGAAGAAAACCCACCCAGAAAACGAUAUAGUUUUAGAACUUGUCCACAAUCCUAGUGACAACACCCACCUGUAGCCAAAAAGCCGCCCAACGAAAAUCACAAUGAAACCCAGCCGGUGGAGCCUCAAUGGCUCCUCCAUCGCUCGACUGCUGCUGAUCGGUGUCCUGGUCGCCAGCUGUCCCACCAUUAUCCUGGGCGUCCAGCGGGCACCCAUCAACUCCGCCGGAGGACACGAACUGCGCACAACCACCUUUUUGCCGGCCCUGGAGUGCUACGAUCAGUAUGGAAGACCGCAGAAAUGUCUGCCUGAGUUCGUCAAUGCUGCCUAUGAACUUCCUUUCGAGGUAACGAAUACUUGUGGUGAGCAUAACAUCACCCAAUUCUGCAUACAAACCAUGAACACAAACCAUAAAAACUGCGACUUGUGCAAAUACGGCGAUCAUCAUCCUGCCUACCUGACGGACUUACACGAUCCCGACAGGGUCACCUAUUGGCAGUCGGAGACCAUGCACGAGGGCAUCCAGCAACCGAACUACAUGAAUCUGACUUUGCACCUGGGAAAAUCCUUCGACAUAACGUACGUGCGCAUUCUGUUCCGCUCGCCGCGUCCCGAAUCCUUUACGAUAUCCAAGAGGACAUCGGAGAACGGACCUUGGAUUCCGUACCAGUACUACAGUGCCAUCUGCCGGGACACCUACUUCAUGCCCGAUUCCCGACCCAUUCGCAAGGGUGAGAGUGAGGCCCAGGCCUUCUGCACCAGCGAGUUCAGUGACAUCUCGCCACUGAGGGACGGAGUGAUUGCCUUCUCCACGCUGGAGGGUCGUCCCAGUGGCACCAACUUUGAGCGCAGCGAGGAGCUGCAGGACUGGGUCACGGCCACGGACAUCCGCAUUACCCUGGACCGCCUGAACACCUUCGGCGAUGAAGUCUUCGGGGAUGAGAUGGUGCUGAAGUCGUACUUCUAUGCCAUCAGUGACAUUUCCGUGGGCGCCCGUUGCAGGUGCAAUGGGCAUGCCAGCAAGUGUAUUCCGAGCCCGGGACCGAAUGGUGAGAGGAAGCUGGUCUGCGAGUGUCGCCACAACACCGAUGGAACAGACUGCGAACGCUGCCUGCCGCUCUACAACGAUCAAAAAUGGAAGAGGUCUCUCUCAACGGAAGUCAACGAGUGCAAAGCCUGCAACUGCAAUAAUUUGGCCGACAAGUGCUUCUUCGACGCGGAACUGUUCAACCUGACGGGUCAUGGAGGUCAUUGCUUGGACUGCAGGGAGAAUCGCGAUGGUCCCAACUGCGAACGCUGCAAGGAAAACUUCUAUAUGCGCGAAGAUGCCCAUUGUGUCAACUGCGGCUGCGAUCCCGUGGGCUCCAGAUCGCUGCAGUGCAACAGCCAUGGCAAGUGUCAGUGCAAGCCGGGAGUCACCGGCGACAAGUGCGACCGCUGCGACAACAACUUCUUCCAGUUCGGACCCCUCGGAUGCCAGCCCUGCGGAUGCGACGCACGUGGAUCCCAUCAGAACACCCCCGCCUGCGAUCCCGAAUCCGGAAUCUGUUACUGCAAGGAGAACGUCGAGGGCAGGCGCUGCAAUGAAUGCAAGCCGGGCUUCUUCACCUUGGACCAAAACAAUCGCUUUGGCUGCACACCAUGUUUCUGCUAUGGCCACACCUCCGAGUGCCAGAGUGCACCGGGCUACUCCAUCGUCUCGGUGACCUCCAACUUCAAUAAGUUCAAGGAGCGCUGGACGGCCGCUGAUCUGAACCAGCGCGAGGUCGACAUUAAGUACAACCAGUACAGUCGCAGCAUAGGAACCACCGCCCAGGGCAAUGAGCACGUGUACUUCCAGGCACCGGAUCGAUUCCUCGGUGAUCAGCGCGCCUCCUACAACAGGGAUCUGAAGUUCAAGCUGCAACUGGUUGGUCAGGUGGCCAAUACGGGAGUCAGCGAUGUGAUCUUGGAGGGCGCCGGCAGCCGCAUCUCGCUGCCCAUCUUCGCCCAGGGCAAUGGAAUACCCGAUCAGGGAGUGAAGGAGUACACCUUCCGGCUGCACGAGCACCACGAUUACCAGUGGCAACCCAGCCAGACGGCUCGCGGUUUCCUCUCGAUCCUGUCCAACCUGACGGCAAUUAAGAUUAGGGCCACCUACUCGGUGCAGGGUGAGGCCAUCCUGGACGAUGUGGAGCUGCAGACGGCGCAUCGCGGAGCCGCCGGCCAUCCGGCCACCUGGAUCGAACAGUGCACCUGUCCGGAGGGCUACCUGGGCCAGUUCUGUGAGUCCUGUGCCCCGGGCUAUCGGCACAAGCCCGCCCACGGAGGACCCUUCAUGAACUGCAUCCCCUGCGAUUGUCACGGACACGCGGACAUUUGUGACUCGGAGACGGGCAGGUGCAUCUGCCAGCACAACACCUACGGAGAUAACUGCGAUCAGUGCGCCAAGGGAUUCUACGGCAAUGCUCUAGGCGGCACUCCCAACGACUGCAAGCGGUGUCCCUGUCCCAACGAUGGCGCCUGCCUGCAGAUCAACGAGGACACGGUCAUAUGCACGGAGUGUCCAAAGGGCUAUUUCGGUGCCCGUUGCGAGCAGUGUAGCGAUGGCUUCUUCGGAGAUCCCACUGGACUCCUGGGCCCCGUGCAAACCUGCAAGAGUUGCGAUUGCAAUGGCAAUGUGGAUCCCAAUGCGGUGGGCAAUUGCAACAGGACGACGGGCGAGUGCCUGAAGUGCAUCCACAAUACGGCCGGUGAGCACUGCGAUCAGUGUUUGUCGGGACACUUUGGCGAUCCCCUGGCCCUGCCCCAUGGACACUGUGAUCGCUGCAGUUGCUUUGAGGCUGGCACGGAGCAGGAUGCGCACAGCAUCACGCGUUGCGACCAGGUCACCGGCCAGUGUCAGUGCAAGCCGAAUGUGAUUGGCCGGGAUUGUGGCGAGUGCCAGCCCGGGUACUUCAACAUCCGAUCGGGCAAUGGAUGCGAGAACUGCCUCUGCGAUCCGGUGGGCAGCUACAACUCCACCUGCGAGCGGUACUCCGGCCAGUGCCACUGCCGACCCGGCGUCGUGGGUCAGCGGUGCGACCAGUGCGCCAACUACUACUACGGCUUCUCCGGCGAGGGAUGCAAGCAGUGCGAGUGCGACGAGAGCGGCUCCAAGGGAUUCCAGUGCGACCAGAAUGGCCAGUGUCCCUGCAACGACAAUGUCGAAGGACGUCGUUGCGAUCGCUGCAAGGAGAACAAGUACGACCGGCAUCGGGGUUGCAUCGACUGCCCGGAUUGCUACAAUCUCGUCCAGGAUGCUGCCGAUCUGCAUCGCGCCAAGUUGGCCAAUCUCAGUCAAACCCUGGACGAGAUCGCCCGCACCCCAGUCACCAAUGACGAGGAGUUCGAGGCCAAGCUGCGGGCGGUUCAGGAGAAGGUGGCCGUUCUGGCCCAGGAUGCUCAGGAUAACUCCGGUGAAGGUGGUCAGACCUAUGCCGAGGUGAUCGAUGAUCUGCACAAGCACCUGGACACCGUAAGGGAGCACCUGCAGAGUGCGGAUAAGUACCAGUUGGAUGCCAAUGCCGAGAUCGAGAAGGCGCGCCAGAACUACACUGUUCUGGACGAGAUCACCGAGAAGGCGAAGAAGGAACUGCAGGAUGCACUCGAUCUCCUGAACGAUGAGGGAGCCCAGGCUUUGGCUCGAGCCAAGGAGAAGUCCGCUGAGUUUGGCCAGCAGUCCGAGCAGAUCUCAGACAUCUCGCGGGAGGCACGAGCCCUGGCCGACCGACUCGAGUCGGAGGCUCAGUUCGAUCUGAAGAACGCCAAGGAUGCCAUGGAUGCCGUGGAGAAGGCCCACCAGCUGGCCAAGAGUGCCAUCGAUCUGCAGCAGAAGAUCAGCACUGAGCUGCGUUCCGAGGUGGGUCUGGAGCUGAACAGUGUAAAGCAAUCCCUGGCCACAGUGGUCAAGUCCUCCAAGAAGGCUCUGACCAAGGCCAACGAGGUGUAUGAGACCGCCUUGACCCUAUUGAAUGAGGUGAACCGUCAGACCCAACCAGACAUCGAUAUUAAUCAACUGAAGAAGGAAGCAGUGGCGGCCAACGAGCGGGCGGAUAAGCUGCUCAAUCAGAUCAAUGAAUUGUCCAACAGCAAUGGCGAGCUCUUUGCGAACUUCGAAUCGGAGCACGAACUUACGGAAACGUUGCUCGAGAGAGCUGAUAAGCAGCAGCAGGAGGACAUUGAGCUGCUGCAGCGGGCCAAGGCCGCCCACGAUAAGGCCACCAAGGCGGUGGAGCAGGGCGAUAACACACUGAAGGAGGCAAACGAAACCUACAAAAAGCUGGCCGGAUUCCAGUCCGAUGUGCAGCGCUCUUCGGAGAGUGCUGCCCAGGCCCUGCAGACUGUGCCCAACAUCGAGAAGGAGAUCCAGAAUGCGGAGACCCUGAUCAGUCAGGCGGAGGAGGCUCUGGAUGGGGCAAAUAAGAACGCCAACGAAGCCAAGAAGAACGCCCAGGAGGCGCAGUUGAAGUACGCUGAACAGGCCUCGAAGGAUGCCGAACUAAUCCGCCGCAAGGCCAAUGAGACCAAGGUGGCUGCCCGAAAUCUGCGGGAAGAGGCCGACCAGCUUAAUCACAGGGUAAAGGUCACCGAGAUCGACAUCAUCAAUCUGGAGGAGAACUCGACCAAAGACGACAACCUGGUGGACGAUGCCAAGCGGAAGGUGGGUCAGGCCAAGGCCGAUACCCAGGAGGCCCAGAAGCAGAUUGAGAAGGCCAAUACCGAACUGACGUCCAUCAAGGAAGAGCUGGAAAAUUUAAAGGACAUCAACACAGCCGAUUUGGAAAAAUUGGAGAAUCGGUUGGCCAUUGUGGAGGAUGAGAUCAAUAAUGUGAAUCUCACGGGACGCAUUGAAAAGUAUAGGGAGCAACGCCUGAUUCAAAAGAAUCUGAUCGACAAGUACGACGCCGAGCUGAAGGAACUCACCGAGGAGGUGAAAAAUAUUGGCCUUAUAUCCAAUGUUCUGCCCGACAAUUGCUUCAGUCGCAAUCGCCUGGAACCGUAGAGUUCCACCAGCCCACUCCCAAUAACAACUACUUCAAUUAACACUAAGUUCGAGGACGAGGAUCAGAACGAGACGAACAAAUCAGAUUUACGAUAUAGAACGUAGCCGUUGAAUGAAAUUAUGUAAUUUUAGUGCCUUAGCCGAAAUAUUCUGUUUAGUGACCAGAGAAGGUUCCGAAAAAGAGAUCAACUGAGCCAAGUUAAGCUUUAACGCAUCAUCGUUCGCAUACCAUAUGCCAUAUGCAAAAAUGAUACAAAGGGUUCCUGAUGCCCCAAGCCCACAUUGAGAAUAAACUGCCAACUGUGCUUCACCAGUUUCAAGCCAGCCACGGACUGUAUUAUAUGUUAAAGAACCACUAAAGCAAAACACUUUCCAAUCCGAUAAUCCAAUCGCAUUUUUCUAUCUCUGCCGUAGCUCCACCUAAAAUCUAUUCUAAACACCUAUAUAUUAACAUAAUUGUCAUCUACGUUUAAUGUGCCAAUACAAUUACCAUGUAUCUUUGUGUAUAAGUCGCUUAAAGAGUUUUUCUUCAAAAUAUAACUUUUCCAACGUUGUAAUUUUUUAUAAGCCAACUUUAA